Rosa chinensis is the source of this 1510-nucleotide messenger RNA. RefSeq lists its product as uncharacterized. NCBI's taxonomy places the organism in Eukaryota, Viridiplantae, Streptophyta, Magnoliopsida, Rosales, Rosaceae. The record is from RefSeq and is a predicted model, not a curated record. The coding region runs from base 243 to 854 and encodes 203 amino acids. The transcript has 3 exons.
UUUUCCUAUUCCAUUUUUAUUUUUCUCUCUUUCUUCUUUCUUUCUUUCUUUCUUUCUUUCUGUCCGAAUCAAAAAAAUCCGAGCCCCUCAUCAUCGAACAAGCCCCAGCCGCCGAUUCUUCCUUCUUCCCGGAGAUCUCUACUUCUCCAACUCCUCUCAGUUGGGUGGAAGAGCUGGUUCUUCUUAGGAGAGUGGUCAACUCGAUAGAAAAACUCAUGUUGGUGCACAGAUGAGCAGAACUGAUGUUAUUUGCAGUAGAAGGAGGAGGGUUCUUCUCGUCUUCAGCUUCUGGGUAUAGCAAAGGUUUGGCCCUUCUACUCUUGGGUCACAAGGACGACGACGAUAAACCCAUGAGAGUUUCGCCGUGGAAUCAGUACCAGUUGGUGGACCAAGAAUCUGACUCUCACCUCCAGCUGGCUUCCACGAAGAACCGACUUUCCCGCGGUUGCGCCUCCUUUGUCUGCUUUGGUCGCGCUUCCGCCGGGCUUGACACUCCGUCUCCCCUUAAAGUGGGCCCUGCCCAACAGCAGGAUGUCUUGCAUGAGUCUGUUGCUUCUGAUAAAGGCGAGGAUCAUGCUGCUACCCCCGAGGAGUUUCAUACUGCAAGAAAACUUGCUCUCAAAAGUAGCUUGAAGAAGCCAUCAAAAAGCAUACCAGUUCCUGUCCAGAGUUCUAAUGAACAUGAAACAAAUAGUCAAAUUCCAGGCAAUGCUGAAAGGAGAAAAGUGCAGUGGACUGAUACUUGUGGGAGUGAGCUCGUUGAUAUCAGAGAAUUUGAACCCAGUGAAGCGGAUGGAUCAGAUGAUGAAUUCAACAAUGGGAAUGAAAGAAGUUGUUCGUGUGUGGUUAUGUAGAUUGGCUUGUACCUGAUGAUGAUUUAGGCUUGGACUUCUCUUUAGAUGCGACAAUGCAUCAGGUAACAUACCGCUAACAGUGCUUUUCCGGUUGAUUACUUAUUUCUGGAAGGAGAAAAGUGGUUUUUGAGUUGAUGCGGGAUACCACCAUAGCAAGGAGAAUUUUUCCGGCUAUGCUCAUCACACUGAAUAGUUCUGUCUAUAUCGGGUUUGCUGUGGGUUUCAAUUUUGUCACUCCAGGUUUGGGGUUGUUUUGUUUAUUAUUCUCUGUGUGACUCCAUUGUUCAUUAUUUAUCGUAAUUAAUGUGUUUCUUUUCUUCACAUAAUUUGGUCUAAUGAAUUUUUUAUUCAUUUCUCCUCCUAAAAUGUUUGAAACAUGGAUGAAAUGUGAGUUUCUGGUGGAGUCUUGGGGUCAUUAUAGUAAAAUCUACAAAUGGCCCAUAGUCCCUUACUGAUGCUAUGCUCCAUAAUCUAAAAGCACUGAUAUUAUUUUGAAAAAGGGUGCUAAAUGUCUUUGUUUGUUUAUGCAUUUUGUUGUUAUUUGUUUGUUUUGGCUGGAGCUCUUUGCAGUUUGGCUCCUAUUUUGUGGACCUCUUGUCCCCCUUUCCCUUAUUGUACCUCUUCUGUUUUGUUUCAAUAAAAUUUGUUUGUUUGUU